Molecule: messenger RNA, 811 nt
Organism: Nicotiana tabacum (common tobacco)
Lineage: Eukaryota; Viridiplantae; Streptophyta; Magnoliopsida; Solanales; Solanaceae
Product: protein TIFY 5A
Source: RefSeq, a predicted model, not a curated record
UUGAGAUCAUAUUCCCUAGUCUUUCUAGCUCUACUUGUUUUUCGGUGCAAGUAAUUGCGGCCAUCCACCACCAUAAGCUAAGCAAUUCCCCCACAUUGUAAACCUUUAAUUUAGAAAAAGGUUUUAAUUUCUUCUUCAAUUUAUAGGCAAUGAAGACACAAGAAUUGAAAAAGUAGAAAGGAAAACAAUAGGCAUAAAGAUGAAGCACAGAAUUGGCCUUCAACUUUUCCCUCUAUUGUCUUCUUCUUCUUCAGAGUUCCGCAGUAGCGAUCAUUCUGUGGCAUGUUCGUCCACAAGAAAGCAGACCACAAUUUUCUACAACGCACAAGAUGGGGAAUGUCAUACAUCUGAACUUCAGGCCUUAGCCAUCUUAUGGCAUGCAAGACGAGAAAUGGAAGAAAAAUAUAAUAUGAGUGCGUCAAAUUUGAGAGCACCGUCUCUGCAGUUUCAAUUGCAUAGCCCUUAUGGGCUGUCCCUAAGAAAAUCCCUACAGAGGUUUCUGCAAAAGAGAAGAGAAAGGAGGAUUCAAGCAGCUAAUCCAUAUUAAAAGAAAUGAUGUUGGAAUCAUAGGCGAAUUCAGAAUUGAGAAUUUAGUGAUCUAGAAUAUUGUGUGUGAUUUUGUGAUAUGCGGAUACGUCACUAAUUUUUUUGCAUAUGUAUCUGCACUUCCAACGGGGAACGUGAUUUCAGCUGAAUCUACCGAACUAGCUCUAAAUCCGCUUAUAUAUGUGUUGAUUCCUAAUUAUCCAAAUUCUCUCGUCCUAACUAUCAAAAUUUCAUCAAUAUUGAUUGGGAGGUUGGAUUACCCGUA